This is a messenger RNA of Blumeria graminis f. sp. triticale, 1113 nucleotides long. The record is from the annotation of a GenBank genome assembly. NCBI's taxonomy places the organism in Eukaryota, Fungi, Ascomycota, Leotiomycetes, Helotiales, Erysiphaceae.
AUGGCUUUUCCAAGAAAGACAAUAUACAUAGCUGUGAUCGGUACCGGUGGAGUGGGAAAGUGCUUCCUUUCACAGCUCGAAAAUCUCUCUAAAAAAUUUCAAGAUGAUCAAUCUUUGCCAAUUCUCUCCUUGAUCUUAGUUUCACGAAGCAAGAAUCUAUUAUUCACCCCUGAUUACAACGGAAUCUCAUUCGAUGACUUAUUAAUCUCCCUCAACAAUUCAACUCAAUGUCAACUUUCCAUUCAUGAAAUGAUCGAUUUCUUAGCUAAUGCGCCCUCGAGUGCAGUUUUGAUCGACAACACGAGUUCACAAGAGAUAGCAAAUUCAUAUCCUCAGUUCCUGGCCAAGGGAAUCAAUAUUGUGACCCCAAAUAAAAAAGCAUUUUCUGGGUCAUUACAUCUGUGGCAAGACAUAUUUACAGCAGCAACAAAAUCUGGCGCUCGAAUAUUCCAUGAAAGUUCAGUUGGCGCAGGACUACCAGUUAUCUCGACCUUGAAUGAUCUUAUUGACACAGGCGAUGAGGUCAUCAAGAUUGAAGGGGUAUUUAGUGGUACGAUGUCUUUUCUGUUCAACUCAUUUACUCCAACUGAAGGGGCCGGUGGAUUGUGGUCGGCUGAAGUUCUAAGAGCAAAAGAACUUGGAUAUACCGAACCUGAUCCAAGAGAUGACUUGAAUGGACUUGAUGUUGCAAGAAAAUUGACCAUUUUGGCAAGGCUUUCUGGGAUUCAGCUGGAAUCUCCGAUGUCAUUCCCAGUUCAAAGUCUAAUUCCAAAGGAAUUAGAAAAAGUAACAUGUAGAGAUGAAUUCUUACGGAGACUCCCUGAAUUUGAUUUUCACAUGGAAGAAAUCAAGCAAACUGCUGAAAAAAAUGGGAAGGUUUUAAGAUACGUUGGAAGUGUUGACGUCGUCAAGAAAGAGGCAAAAGUAAGUAUUGAGAUGUUCGAUCGUUCUCAUCCAAUUGCAGCAUUAAAGGGGAGCGAUAAUCUUAUAAGUUUUUAUACAAAGCGUUAUGAUAAAGGUUCCUUAAUCAUUCAGGGAGCUGGAGCUGGGGGAGAGGUGACAGCGAUGGGUGUCACAGGGGAUCUUCUAAAGGUAGUCAAAUGUAUAUCUUAA